This is a messenger RNA of Triticum aestivum (bread wheat), 849 nucleotides long. RefSeq names its product internal alternative NAD(P)H-ubiquinone oxidoreductase A1, mitochondrial-like. Lineage: Eukaryota; Viridiplantae; Streptophyta; Magnoliopsida; Poales; Poaceae. Gene Ontology annotation, molecular function: NADH dehydrogenase activity. Gene Ontology annotation, cellular component: mitochondrion. The transcript has a single exon. The coding region runs from base 1 to 849 and encodes 282 amino acids. The record is from RefSeq and is a predicted model, not a curated record.
AUGGCUUGGUCUAGGAUCGCCAGGAGCUCGCAGCUGUCGCAGUCACUCUCGAGGAUCGCGUCCGAGGGCGGUGUGCCCACCCCGGCGGCGUCCGCGCUGCGCAAUGCGGCAACGCUGGGGCCACGGAGCCGCCACGCCGCGUCGUUGUUCCACAGCCUCGCGUGCAUCGGCCUCGCCGACAAGUGCGGCGCGGGCGCGGCGGGCCAUCUCUACGGCCCGAGCAGAAGCAUCAGCGCGACCCCUGCGAGGCUGCUCCCCGCGGCAGCAGAGCCCGUGGCGGCGGAGUACUCCGAUACCGAGGACCCCGCUGAGGCAAUGGCGGCGUUGCCGGAUCUGGGCCCAACGGGCCUCAAGAACAAGCCCCGCGUGGUGGUGCUCGGCUCCGGGCGGGCGGCGUGCCGGUUCCUCAAGGAUGUUGACACCUCCGUCUACAACGUGGUGUGCGUGUCCCCGAGGAACCACAUGGUGUUCACGCCGCUGCUUGCGUCGACGUACGUCGGCACGCUGGAGUUCCGGUCCGUGGUGGAGCCCGUCAGCCGCAUCCAGCCGGCGCUCGCCACCCGCCUCGGAUCAUACUUCUUCCUGGCCAACUGCACCGACAUCGACACGCGGAAGCACGAGGUGUACUGCACGGUGGCGGCCGGAGACGAGCAGCUGCCCACCAACCCCUACCGCUUCAGGGUGGCCUACGACAAGCUUGUGAUCGCCAGCGGCGCCGAGCCGCUCACCUUCAACAUCAAGGGCGUCCAAGAGAACGCAAUCUUCCUCCGCGAGGUGAACGAGGCGCAGCAGAUCAGGCGCAAGCUCCUCACCAACCUCAUGCUGUUAGCUCCCCAUCAUUGCUUGUGA